CAAUUUUCAGCAGUUUGUUUUCACAAGUCGGCGAAAUCGCAGUGGCAAAUCAUCCCUUAUAUAUAGCUUAACUAUACUAUAUAAACCGAUUCUAUAAAGGCAAACAUGUUUACACUGCGCCGAUUCAGUCAGCGCUGGUAUCCCAAGCAGAUUCAGCACUUGAAAAUGUCGCAGAUCGGAGAACUGGGCAGUGGAGCCGGCAAGGGGGGCGGUGGCGGGGGAUCCAUUCGGGAGGCGGGCGGAUCCUUUGGCAAAAUGGAGGCUGCCCGCGAGGAGGAGUUCUUCCAUAAGCAGCAAAAGGAGCAGCUGAAGAACCUGAAGACGAAAACGGAACCCAAGGCACCAGAGGCUCCCAAGAAGUGAGCCCAACCAGGAGUGUGGAACUCCACUAGCUUAACUAUUACAUGACUGCAUUGUCUGAAUUGUAUUUAAUGGGAAUGGUACUCCAAAUAUAGCGCACGCAUUAAGUUUA
Drosophila santomea is the source of this 472-nucleotide messenger RNA. Its product is annotated as ATPase inhibitor A, mitochondrial. The transcript has 3 exons. NCBI's taxonomy places the organism in Eukaryota, Metazoa, Arthropoda, Insecta, Diptera, Drosophilidae. Bases 106 to 363 code for a protein of 85 amino acids. Gene Ontology annotation, biological process: negative regulation of ATP-dependent activity. Gene Ontology annotation, cellular component: mitochondrion. The record is from RefSeq and is a predicted model, not a curated record. Gene Ontology annotation, molecular function: ATPase inhibitor activity.